UAAAACAGCAAGCAUUUUCCACCGUUCCUUCUACCAAACACUCACACACUCAUCAACUCACUCAUUCUACCAAAACACUCUCACACACUCAUAUCAACUCACAAGCAACGCUCCAUUUCAUCAUUUAUAUAUAAACAACCCCACGAAGUUAAAACCAAAACACCUCCAAUUAAAGACGUCACCCGCCCCAAACGUACUUCCCAACUGUCUUGUCACCUCCCAAAAAAUUCUCCUUUUUUCUCCACAAAUAAAUAAAGAAAUAAUAAAUAGAUAUUUAAAAAAUAAAAAAACAAAAAAAAAUGGACGCCGUCCAGAUCUCCCUCGCCGUCGUCCUAAUCCUCCUCCCCGUCGCCCUCCUCUCGACCCUAGCUCGCAAACGCCGCCGCGGGCCGCCUCUCCCUCCCGGCCCCCUGGCCCUCCCCAUCAUUGGCCAUCUCCACCUCCUGGGCCCCCACCUGCACCAGACCUUCCACGAGCUCGGCAGGCGGCACGGCACCCUGUUCCAGCUCCGGCUGGGCUCCGUCUUCUGCGUCGUGGCCUCCACCCCGGAGCUCGCCCGCGAGUUCCUCAAGACCCACGAGAUCGUGUUCUCCAACCGCAAGCACUCCACCGCCAUCGACGUCGUCACUUACGAGUCCUCCUUUGCAUUCUCCCCCUAUGGGCCCUACUGGAAAUACAUCAAGAAGCUCUGCACCUACGAGCUCUUGGGCGCCCGCAACCUGAGCCACUUCCAGCCCGUCCGUACUAUGGAGGUCCGCGCCUUUCUCCAAAUCCUCAUGGGUAAGGCCGAAUUAGGGGAAAUUGUCAAUGUCACCGAGGAGCUCGUCAAAUUGGCCAGCAACGUCAUCUCCCACAUGAUGCUCAGCAUUCGGUGCUCCGGGACAGAGGGGGACGCGGAGGCCGCCCGGACUGUGAUUCGACAGGUGACGCAGAUUUUCGGGGAGUUUGACGUGGCAGAUUUGAUCUGGUUCUUCAAGAAUUUGGAUCUGCAGGGGAUUAGGAAGAGGUCGGAGGAUAUUCAGAGGAGGUACGAUGCCCUGCUGGAGAAGAUUAUUAGUGACAGGGAAGAGGAGCGGCGGAGCCACGGCAGAGGAGAGGAGGCGAGGGAUUUUUUGGAUAUGUUCCUCGAUGUGAUGGAAGGCGGCAAGGCGGAGGUGAACUUUACCAGAGAACAUCUCAAGGCUUUGAUUCUGGAUUUUUUCACGGCGGGUACGGAUACAACAGCCAUUGCGACUGAGUGGGCCAUAGCUGAGCUCAUCAACAACCCUGAUGUGCUCAAGAAGGCCCAGAACGAGAUUGACCAAGUGGUGGGCCUUGACCGGCUGGUUGAGGAGUCGGACUGGCCCAAUCUGCCCUACCUUCAAGCAGUGGUGAAGGAGAUGUUCCGUCUCCACCCACCCAUCCCAAUGAUUUCAAGGAAGUCCGUCUCUGACUCUGUGGUGGGGGGGCACUCCAUCCCUGCCAACUCCCUCCUUUUCGUCAACAUCUGGUCCAUGGGGAGGAACCCCAACUACUGGGAGGACCCAAUGCAGUUCCGGCCCGAGAGGUUUAUCGGGAGCUCCAUAGACAUCAAGGGGCAGCACUUUGAGCUCCUGCCUUUCGGGACGGGCAGGAGGGGCUGCCCGGGGAUGCUGCUCGCCAUACAGGAGCUCAUCGUUAUUAUUGGGACAAUGGUGCAGUGCUUUGACUGGAGGUUGCCCGAGGGGUGCGGGAAAGUCGACAUGACCGAGCGCCUCGGAUUGACAGCUCCACGGGCUAACGACCUCGUCUGCAGGGUGGUGCCUAGGGUUUCCCCAGAGACUCUUUCCGAGCACUGAACGGCGGAAGGGGGAUUAUUUUGUUUGCUUUAUAAAUAAAUAAUUGUGUACCCUUGGUAUAUUAAUUGAGAUGAUACUGUUUGUUAUGAUUAGUUAAUUAUUUUUGUUGUGUUAAUAAAAAUUGGUUGUUGAGGCUCAAUGAUGAAUUGAUCCAUGGGGGUUAGCUGGAUAUGAUUUGGGUUUUCUGCGGCACAAACUCUCUACACGACGCGACAGAUGAUAAGUAAUUUGUGCGGAUACAAGGGAGAGAUCCACAUGGUAAUUAAAGAUCCGGUGUUUUGAGUUGGGUGGUACAAUGUCUGAUUUUAAUGUUUCCUUUGUUAGUUCUUUUUAGUUUCUGAACUUUGUUGUGUUGGGCUCCUAUUCUUUUCCUGUAUAGGGUUAGGUUAGUAGCCUUUCUCGAGCCUCUUGGGACUAUUGUUGUAUUACCAAGUUGAUUUUAGUCGUUUGACUACCCUUGUACUCUUGUUUAUUGAGUUCUAUACUAGGGCUGAGCACGGGUCGGUUCGGUUCGGAGAUCUAGAAAUCUUCGGAACCGAACCGGUUCUAACAAAUCUCCGAACCGAACCGAACCAAAUUUCGGUUCGGUUCGGUUCGGUUCCGAGAUUCGGUUCUAAUGGGUCGGUUUGGUACGGAUCGGAGAUUUCAGAGAUUUCAG
Striga asiatica is the source of this 2475-nucleotide messenger RNA. The record is from the annotation of a GenBank genome assembly. NCBI's taxonomy places the organism in Eukaryota, Viridiplantae, Streptophyta, Magnoliopsida, Lamiales, Orobanchaceae.